This is a messenger RNA of Marchantia polymorpha subsp. ruderalis, 5310 nucleotides long. The record is from the annotation of a GenBank genome assembly. NCBI's taxonomy places the organism in Eukaryota, Viridiplantae, Streptophyta, Marchantiopsida, Marchantiales, Marchantiaceae.
CUGGCUCGCUCUCGCUCGCUUGCUUGCUCUCGGUCUCGUUCUGGCGCUGGGUCCGCGCGAGCUUUUGUGCGGGACGCUGCGUCAAAGCUGUACCGCUGUCUCUCGGCUCCCCAUCGAGCGAGCGUCGGGACGCCAUCGCACGCAGCCAGGCAGCCAGGGGCCCGGCCAGGGAGCGAGCGAGGGCAGGGCAGAACAGAGAGGAGGCCGACCCCAGGGGACGGAGCGAGGGAGCGAGGGAAGGGAGAGAGAGAGCAGAGGACGAGGCGAGGGCUGAGCUUUGCAUUGCAUUGCUGCUGCUUCUGCUGCCGGGAGCUGCUGCUGCUGCUCGCUGGUGGUGCUGCUCGAGAGGUCGUGGGGAGAUCCGUGGGGGGCUCGACUGAGCUGCCGCUGGUGGUGGUGGGUGGACGCGGGUGCAUGAUUUAAUCUCGACUCGACUUUAAUCUCGAAUCGAAUCGACUGGGGCUCGACGCGGGCGGGCGUGAGUGAUCCAAGAACGUGGUGGAUCGGUCGGGGCGGGGCGGAGGGGAUUUUGUUAGGUUGCGAGAGAAAUUCUGAGAUUGCGAGGAGGGGGGAGGUUUUGAUCCGGGCUGCUGGUGGCGGAUUGCUCUGCGCGGGAGACCGAUUCGAAGUUUGAGGGAGGCCGGGAGGGGCAAGAUCUGGGGCCGAAGGACGGCGGUGGAGGAGCUGGAGGGCCCCCGAUGGCCGCCUCGUCCGAGUCCGCUGGCGGGCUCGGCAUGAUUCCGGGAUCGGUCAAGAAGUGGGUCUUUUCGGAGGAGAUUGCGCGAGGAGGAAUCUGUUUGUGAUUCUGCUCUCCCUUCCGGAUUGCGUUGGCAGGGCUUGCGGUCCGAUGUUUGUGAGGUUUUAGGUGGGAAGAGGAAUUGGGUGCCCUAGGGUUUUGUGAUCGGAUGUCCCAAGAUUUUCUGUGGGUUUAGGACGUCAGUGUGGGUCGUAUGCUUUGCAGCAAUCGAGUCCUGGACGGAACUGUCGUUGAGGAUUUCAGUAUUUUCUCCUCGCCUUGUCCCUGGAUCUGAGACUCUUUCUCUGGCCUUGCUGGAGAUUCGAAAGGCACAUGGUCUUUUCCUUCAAUCAAGAUACUGGUAUCUGAUCGACAGCUGUGGUCGAAGGAACCCGGAGACAAUUGCAAAUUUCCACAGAAAAUCCAGAAGUUCUGUUCUUCACGGGAUCUGAGCAUCGCUUUGCUAGUUGCGAAAAUGAACAUGGCUAACGAGCAGAUGUUGAACGCCCAAGUGGCUGCCGUGCUGGGAGGAGACUCCGUGGCACCUCUUGAAGCUCUAGUUGCACAGCUCAUGAGCACGGGAAAUGAGCAGAGAGGGCAAGCAGAGCAGAUUUUCAAUCACUGCAAAGUGAAUCAUGCCGAAGCACUCGUACUGAAGCUUGUCCAGACUUUGCAAGUUUCUCAGCAGGUUGAAGUGCGGGCUAUGGUUGCCAUUCUUCUUCGUAAGCUCAUCACGAAAGACGACGUAUCAUUGUGGAAGAAACUUUCUCCUGCGACUCAGGUUGCAGUGAAGUCUCAGCUUCUGCUGUGUGUGCAGCACGAGGAAGGAAAAUCCAUUCUAAAGAAGUUGUGCGAUACGGUCACAGAGUUAGCGGCUGACAUCUUGGAGGACGGACAAUGGCCCGAAUUGUUGCCUUUUAUGUUUCAGUGCGUCAGCUCAGAUUCAAUGAAGCUUCGGGAGAGUGCACUGACCAUGUUCGCGCAGCUGGCCCCAUACAUUGGGCCGCAGCUCAGGUCACAUUUGCCCACCUUGCACGCAGUAUUUCAACAAUGUCUGGCGUCAACCACAUCGAGUGAUCUCCGUUUGGCUGCGUUACGAGCAACUACCCAUUUUGUGGCAACUCUAGAGUCCGCCCAAGAUCGAGCUUGCUUCCAGGAUCUUCUACCCGGAAUGUUGCAAACAUUGUCGUUGGCUCUGAAUAACCGGGAGGAGGCAACAGCUCAAGAAGCGCUGGAGAUGUUCAUUGCCGUGGCAGGUACAGAACCACGGUUUUUGCGUCGCCAGUUGGCAGAGGUUGUGGGCAACAUGCUGCAGAUCGUUGAAGCGGAGGAGCUUGAUGAAGGCACUCGCCACCUUGCCGUCGAGUUCCUUAUCACUCUGGCCGAAGCUAGGGAGCGAGCUCCAGGAAUGAUGCGAAAACUACCUCACUUCAUCGGGAGAUUGUUUGGAACCCUCAUGAGGAUGCUUUUGGAUAUCGAGGACGAGCCCUCGUGGCAUGCCGCGGACAGCGAAGAUGAAGACGCUGGCGAAUCUAGCAACUACGAAGUUGGUCAAGAAUGCCUUGACAGGCUGGCUAUUGCUCUUGGAGGCAAUACCGUGCUACCCGUCGCAUCACAGUUGUUGCCAUCUUACAUAGCUGAUGCAGCUUGGGAGAAGCGCCAUGCAGCUCUCAUUACUCUGGCGCAGAUUGCAGAGGGAUGCUCUAAGGUUAUGACCAAAAACCUAGCUCCAGUUGUGGAUAUGGUACUAAAUUCUUUCAACGAUCCCCAUCCACGUGUAAGAUGGGCAGCCAUAAACACUAUCGGCCAGCUUUCCACGGAUCUGGGUCCUGUACUGCAGCAAGAGUACCAUCAACGGGUGCUACCCGCCCUUGUGGGUGCCAUGGAUGAUUUCCAAAAUCCACGAGUGCAGGCACACGCAGCCGCGGCGAUUUUGAACUUCAGCGAAAGCUGCACUCCUGAAAUUCUGACUCCCUACCUCGACGGGGUCAUUACGAAGUUACUCGUCUUGUUGCAGAAUGGCAAAAGGAUGGUCCAAGAAGGUGCACUGACCGCCCUGGCUUCAGUUGCAGACUCCGCACAGGCUUUGUUUCAGAAGUACUACGACACAGUCAUGCCUUUCUUGAAGACAAUUUUGAUCAGUGCCAAUGACAAGGCUAAUCGAAUGCUUCGAGCAAAAUCAAUGGAAUGUAUAAGUCUGGUUGGAAUGGCUGUCGGCAAGGAAAAAUUUCGAGAUGACGCCAAGCAGGUUAUGGAGGUGCUGAUGAACCUUCAGGGGUCUCAGAUGGAAGACGACGAUCCUACAAUCAGCUACAUGCUCCAGGCUUGGGCUCGGCUUUGCAAAUGUUUGGGACAAGAGUUUUUGCCGUACAUGAGCGUCGUGAUGCCACCGUUGCUUCGCUCUGCUCAGUUGAAGCCAGAUGUGACCAUUACGGACGCUGACUCAGACGACGAUGGUAAUGACACUGAUGAUGAGAGUGUCGAAACAAUUACUGUCGGUGACAAGAAGAUUGGAAUACGGACAAGUAUUCUUGAGGAGAAAGCUACGGCUUGUAACAUGCUUUGCUGCUACGCGGAUGAGCUGAAAGAGGGAUUUUAUCCUUGGAUUGACCAGGUUGCACCAAUUUUGGUUCCUCUUCUCAAGUUCUACUUCCAUGAAGAAGUCCGCAAGGCUGCUGUUUCAGCUAUGCCGGAGUUGUUACGUUCUGGAAAACUUGCUGUAGAGAAGGGGCAGGCGCAUGGAAGAAACGAGUUGUAUUUGAAGCAGCUUACUGACUACAUUGUUCCAGCUCUCGUAGAGGCCUUGCAUAAGGAACCUGAAACCGAAAUAUGUGCAAAUAUGCUGGAUGCGUUGAACGAGUGCAUUCAGAUUGCGGGUCCUCUUCUUGACUCUGGUCAGAUUAAGACAAUGGUUGAAGAGUUCAAGCAAGUAAUAACGGCAAGCAGUUCUAGGAAGAAAGAACGUGCUGAGAGAACCAAGACGGAGGACUUUGAUGCGGAGGAAGGGGAAUUGUUAGAAGAGGAGAAUGAACAGGAAGAGGAAGUGUUUGAUCAGGUUGGGGAGUGUCUUGGGACUUUGAUCAAAACGUAUAAAAAUCUUUUCCUCCCAUACUUUGAAGAAUUGAUCGUCUACAUUACACCAAUGCUGGGCAAGGAACGCUCCCCGGAGGAGAAGAGGGUAGCCAUCUGCAUAUUCGACGAUGUAGCCGAACAAUGCCGAGAAGCAGCGAUAAAGUACUAUGAUACCUUCCUUCCAUUUUUGCUAGAAGCCUGCACCGAUGCCAACCCGGACGUUCGGCAGGCAUCGGUCUAUGGUAUCGGAGUCUGUGCUGAGUUCGGAGGCCCUAGUUUCAAACCUCUCGUGGGAGAGGCAUUAACCAGGCUCACCGCCGUAGUCGCUCAGCCAACUUCUGCAGCCCCGGAGAAUAUCAUGGCCACAGACAAUGCAGUAUCUGCCUUGGGAAAGAUAUGCCAGUUCCAAAGAGACGGAAUUGACGCAGCCCAGGUCGUGCCUGCCUGGCUUAGUUGCUUGCCAUUGAAACAUGAUCUGGUUGAAGCGAAAAUAGUACACGAACAGCUUUGUGUGAUGGUGGAGAGGUCUGAUGCACAUCUUCUGGGCCCUAAUAACCAAUACUUACCGAAGAUCGCGUCCGUAUUUGUGGAGGUAUUGACAGCAGAUGGACCACUAGUAUCACAGGCAACUGCAGCGCGCAUGGUCAACAUAUUACGCCAUCUGCAACAGACCUUGCCUCCUGAUGCCCUCGCCUCUACAUGGUCGUCUUUACAACCACAACACCGGGCGGCCCUGCAAUCAAUUUUGUCUCAAGCAACUCAUUGAGCAUGUCUGGGAACGAUGAGGGAGCAAAUUUAUUUCCCUCAAAGGAUUAAGACAUUGCCAUCUAACUAAAGGAAUGAACUAUUCUAUUAUUCAUUUCAAUUGGAGUUCAUUACUUUGCCAUUCGUUGGGAAUAAAAUCUGUUAAAUAUAAUGAGGUUGCUGACUUGCCAGCUGGGUAUUUGCACUUAUUUUCAGCCACACUUAGGUUUCAUCUGGGAUAAGCAGAACAGGCAGUAGACAGUAGACAUUGCUUACUUAGACAUUGGUAGUGUUUAGUAUUAGAAUUUUUUCCCUGCAUAGAAUGCUGGUGAGAUAUGUGCCCGGGCAUUGGAGGUAAUCUUCACCAGUUACCCUAACUUUGAGAAGAGGGAUCACAGUCGAAGCUCCUCCAUCAAUUGAGCUUUCUGAAGGAUUCUAGUGUGAUCAGAACCUCACUCUUAGUACUAGGACUACAGAAGACGAGCUUCCACUGUCAGGUUCGGACUUUUUACUAUAGAGUAUAUGGGUAGUAUUUGCUGGCCUGGGAUGGCGUUGCGCUGAAGAGUUUGUGCAGUUGUAGAGAGACACCUAACUUCAGGUGGCGAGGCGUAUUUCGUUGUGUAGCCUUCCGAAUCUGCCGGCUCCUGUUUCGCCUUUAGUCUACUGCCGCAGUGAUUCAUCAUUCAUGUGUAUUUGGCUCGCCAUAUAUAAUACAUAUAUAUGGUCUUUUCCUUUUCCUUCGACUAAUCACACGUCGC